UCAGAUGAAUAUUUAAAUUGUUCCGAUGACUAUACAUAUCAUGCCGAUAUUCUUCCACUUAGCAUAAGAGCUUCUUUAAAUGAAUGGAUUGUUCAUAGUUUUUAUUUCAAAUCAUUGUCACGUAUUAUUUUACAUUAUCACAACAGUCAGUAA
Schistosoma turkestanicum is the source of this 153-nucleotide messenger RNA. The record is from the annotation of a GenBank genome assembly. Lineage: Eukaryota; Metazoa; Platyhelminthes; Trematoda; Strigeidida; Schistosomatidae.